AUGGGCCGCUAUUGGCGGAAGCAAAGGGAGGAAAUACAGUACAUCUUCAAACAUGAAGCCCCCCCUGUUAACAUCCAGAUUUUAGAGCGAGCUCUGGAAAGCGAUGAGGACGGUCAGAGUCAAGAGAACUAUCCGUCAACUGAUGGUUAUAAUACUUCCCAUCAACUUGAUGGAAAAGCCACACAGAAGAAAUCACCGUGGACGCAGACAGAGAUACGAGCGGUUGAAAGGCAUCUGAUGAAAUUCAUUUCAUCAUGCAUGGUCCCAGGAAAAUGGGAAUGCGAAAGCUUAAUGGUGUGUGUGUGUUGGCACAGUGUUGGAGGCGAGCUCAGUCUUAAGGGUUUUUUUGGGCUUAUUCUCAUAUCCUCCGAGGCUUAA
Molecule: messenger RNA, 378 nt
Organism: Menidia menidia (Atlantic silverside)
Lineage: Eukaryota; Metazoa; Chordata; Actinopteri; Atheriniformes; Atherinopsidae
Source: the annotation of a GenBank genome assembly